This is a messenger RNA of Schistocerca cancellata (South American locust), 2685 nucleotides long. RefSeq names its product synaptotagmin-11 (gene Syt4). Gene Ontology annotation, biological process: calcium-ion regulated exocytosis; cellular response to calcium ion; regulation of calcium ion-dependent exocytosis. Gene Ontology annotation, molecular function: calcium-dependent phospholipid binding; SNARE binding; calcium ion binding. The record is from RefSeq and is a predicted model, not a curated record. Lineage: Eukaryota; Metazoa; Arthropoda; Insecta; Orthoptera; Acrididae. Gene Ontology annotation, cellular component: synapse; membrane; axon. Bases 1 to 1683 code for a protein of 560 amino acids. The transcript is spliced from 10 exons.
AUGGGGGACCAGAGCUUGCGUAAACGAUUUCAGUGUGAAUUUCACUUCCUGCAACUGCUGAGGCCAGACUGGGACUUGAGUUGGCGAGCCGCCGGCCACACAGGUGUCGGCGGGCGAGGCCACUCGCGCGUCGCCGGACUGAUGACGGCAAUAUCGACGGCGCCGGAGGGGGCGCAGGCGCGCGCCAGUGGCGGGUAUGCGCGCUGCCACCGCGGACGCAGCGGGCCGCUGACGCCUGCCUCCACGGCCAGCAGCAUGGUGCUCGAGGUGCUCGCGUCCGUGUCGCACUUUGCAGUGACGACGCCGGCGCUGGUGGGCAUAUGCCUGGGCGGCGCGCUCUUCCUGGUGGCGGUGGCGGCGGUGGCCUGCCUCUGCUACCGGCGGCACGGCGGCGGCUCCGCGGCGGCCAAGAAGGCGCUGCGCGGGGGUGGCGGGGGCGGCGGCGGCCUGGGCGCGCUGUCGCUGCACCAGCCGCCGCGCAAGCCCACCGCCGUCCGCUCGCCGGCAGGCGGCGCUCCAGCCCCGCACUACCUGCGCAAGAGCCCCUCGCCCACCGGCAACCCGGCCAAGACUCCGCCAGGGUCUGGCCAGAGCGCUGCCUCAUCCCCGACGUCUGGCCUGCAGACUCCGCAGCAGCAGCCGGGCAAGACGCUCUCCCCUGACCAGCCGCAGCCCCCUCAACAGCCACAACAGCAGCAGCAGCAACAGCAGCAGCAGCAGCCACUGACGCCGGCGACUCUACCGCUAACUGAGUACCACACUGAGGAUGAGACGCUCAGAGACAAGCCCAGCACGCCCAGUAAGGAGGAGCUCGAGACCAACGAGAAGAACCUCACCGCCGGACGCCUCGGGCAACUCGUCUUCAAGAUCAGGUACAAGCGUGACAAGAGUGCGCUCAUCGUGACGGUGGUGCGCUGCCGCAACCUGCCAGCCAAGGACACCAGUGUGGGCAGCAGUGACCCCUAUGUCAAACUGCAGCUGCUGCCAGACAAGCUGCACAAGGUCAAAACGCGUGUGCUGCGCAAGACACGUGACCCUGUCUAUGACGAGGACUUCACCUUCUACCGUGUCACCUACAAUGAACUCCAGAGCAUAACACUACAUUUUGUGGUACUGAGUUUUGAUCGCUACUCACGAGAUGACAUUAUUGGAGAAGUGUUCUGUCCUCUGGAUUCUGUGGACUUGGUACAAGCAGAGACUCAACAACUGACACUUUGCCGAGAUAUUCAUCCAAGGAGUCUGAAGAUACGUGCUCAAGGUCGAGGUGAAAUACUUGUCUCCCUGUGCUGGCAGCCAGCAGCUAACAGGCUAACUGUUGUAGUACUCAAGGCACGAAACUUACCAAAGAUGGAUGUUACUGGACUAGCAGAUCCCUAUGUAAAGAUGUACCUACUGUACAACAACCAGAGGAUAGCUAAGAAGAAGACACACGUGAAGAAAAGGACCCUCAACCCAGUAUUCAACGAAUCAUUUGUAUUUGACAUUCCAGCAGGAGCAGAAGGGUUGGAUAACAUUAGCUUAGAAUUCUUGUUACUUGAUUGGGAUAGAGUAACAAAGAAUGAGGUAAUAGGUCGCCUGGAACUUGGAGCAGCAAAAAGCACUGGUUCCGCACUCCACCACUGGAAUGAGGUCUGCAACUCACCACGCAGGCAGAUUGCAGAGUGGCACAAACUCCGAGAGUAAUAAAUGAACACCCAGAGUCAUUUUCGUUACAAGUGUGAUUUGAUAUAACUGGGUGUUAGAAAUUCCAUGCAAACCCCCACUUAUUGUCUCUAUUAUAAUCACAUCAUGACCAACCUCAUAGUAAUUCACUUUAACCUAUGUUUUGGAAGUCAGCUGUUGGUGUUGUAUUAUAUGUAUAUGAAACAGAAUUUCUGUAAUUAACAGUUAAAAGUAUAUCAAAUUACAAUUUCCUAUGAAAAAGCGAUGUUUGUUAUGUAGGCUUACAAGGUUUUUUCAAUGCUGCUUGAUAUCAGCUGUAACAAAAAAAUAAUGUAUAUUGAGUCUCAUUUCAAAACAACUCAUUUGUACUUGUGGGGAGAACAAAUCAAAGCAUGCCAGUAUGUCUUAGUUGAACUGAGAAGACCAUCUCUUGGUAAUCAUAACUCUGAAUAACAAAAAAUCUGUCUGCUACUUGUGUGCAUCUCAUAAUCCUUUGCAGAACACUAAAUGUUGCAUAACUUUGGUAAACACCAUAUCCUUGAACAACAGUGGCUGGAAAAACAGCUAUUCAAAUUGCUGUUCAAAAGUAAGUUGGAACAGUAAAGUGGUACACAGAUUUACAUCCAUAUCUUACAUACUCACAUGAUUUCAUUUACUAACAACAUAAACAUGAGCCAAUUUCAUGGUCCUACUCAAUCUCAGCUAGUCUGUCAUAGGUGUUUGGUUGUUUUGCUCUGUUAAUGUUUGCAGUAUUCCAACUUCCCAAACCAAAAUGAAUAACAUUUUAUUUGGAGGCUUUAUGUAUCCAAGUGGAUGAAUCCUGAGGAAAAAAAUCAUAUUUCUGUAAUUACAGUAAUUAUUUUCAAGUUUCUUAUUUAAAAACAAUUAAUGAAACAGUUAUUAGAGACAUGGUUCUGGUGUAAAAUGUUAUAUUAAUUUUAUCAAAAUAUGGAAUCCUUUACCCUCAACAUAUUAUUAUACAUCGGAUCCUCAUACAGCUCCUACUUGAGAUAUUAACCCUGA